Messenger RNA from Mycena citricolor, 1920 nucleotides. The record is from the annotation of a GenBank genome assembly. Lineage: Eukaryota; Fungi; Basidiomycota; Agaricomycetes; Agaricales; Mycenaceae.
UUUGUGUCCGUGCUGCCCCAUCCGGCAGCGGAAUUCGACAGUAAUGAAUUAGUGAUCUCGGUGAUCUCGAUGAUGCGGACAUGACGAGGCACCAGACUAUCUUCCCAUCAACAGUCAUCCAUCCAUCUACAAGGCGCUGAGCCCUCGAUCCCGUGCCGCCCCCUCGACGCAGAAACAGCAGUGCCAAGCGCAGACGCGCUUUUAAUAGGGUGUCCCAAGCCUAUCAUUCUUCCCGUGACGGGGCACCCGACCAGAUCUUUGUCUGGCACUCUGGGCUGCCGCCGGUAACCUGCCCACCCGCGCUCGCUGCUGUUCCCCUCGACGGCCCAGCGGCUGGUCAUGCGUGUGAUAGGCCAACAGCUGGAGUGGCUCGGCCGCAGGGGAAUAGCCUCGCACGGGCUCUGCUGACCUCGGGUCAUGGUGGGUUUGUCACUUGGGCACCGCAGUUGUGCGGUAUGUACUUUCUUCGUUCAGCUUUUCUUGAGCUCGAGGGAAGGAAAACCGUCUCAGCGAGAAUGCUUCCUCGAGCAGACUCAACUACAGCUUGAUCCCGCCCGAUUUCGACCUCCAACGCGAUCUCAAGCUGUGCUUGUCCGGCGCCAAACCAAGCGUACAUGGGUGGAUGUCCACCUUUCUCCACGUCAACCCACUCCGCUCUGGACCGCCGGCCCGCGUCUACCCGCACACAAUGCGAUGCUAAUUUUCUCUCGCCGCCGUAUAUAACGCCUGUUGAACAGUCCUUGCUCCCCAGUUCUCUGCCCGGACGACAAAUAGCCAACGAUGCGCACUUCCUUCUUCCUGAUCGCUGUCCAGCUUUUGGCGGUUUCAGCUACUGUCGUGAAACGGGCAACUGUUAAUGACGUAGCGACCGUCGGCUACGCCACCCUCAAUGGAGGGACGACUGGCGGCUCGGGCGGCCCCACGACGACUGUGACCACGCUCGACGCCCUGACCACGGCCCUGACCGGCAGCGCGAAGAAGAUCGUCCUGAUCUCCGGGACCAUCACGGGGAACGUCGCUCUUCGGGUCGGCUCCAACACGACCGUCAUCGGCAAGACGGGAUCAGCCUUGGUUGGCGUCGGUCUGCGAGUCUUCAGAGAGCAAAAUGUCAUCAUCCGCAACGUGAAGAUCUCGAAGGUGCUCGCCAAAGCGGGCGACGCGAUCGGCGUGCAAGAGGCACACCAGGUCUGGAUUGACCAUGUCGAUCUCUCGUCUGACUUGGACCACAGCAAGGACUUUUACGAUGGACUCUGCGAUCUGACACACGGGGUCACCGGGAUCACAGUCACCAACAGCUUCUUGCACGAGCACUUCAAGGCUUCGCUUAUCGGCCAUUCGGACAACAACGGGGCUGAAGAUACAGCGAUCACCGUCACCAUGGGAAACAACUAUUGGCGCAACCUCAACUCGCGCACUCCGUCUCUGCGCUUUGGACAUGGUCACGUGUUCAACAACGUCUUCGACAGCAACAUUCUGACCAACAUCAACACCCGCGAGGGUGCGUGCCGCUGGGAUAACUGGAAAACACGAAAACAUCUGAUAACAUCUGAUUCAGGUGCCCAAAUGCUCAUUCAAAACAAUGUCUUCAUCAACACGAGUCUUGCGAUUGAGAGCACCGAUACUGGUUUUGCCGUCGCGACCGGAAACGACUUUGGUGGGGCUACCAACACCGCCCCCGUCGGAACCUUCACCAGCCCACCCUACUCCUUUACUUUGCUCGACACCGCGAGCGUCAAGGCCGCAGUUGUGGGAACCGCUGGGCAGACACUGUCCUUCUGAACGAGAUCUUGACAACCCGAAUGUACCAAUGCAAUGUACUCCCACAAGAAUGCAUAUCACAACUUUUUCGUCGUGUGCUUUUGACAAUACUUCAUAUUGACGCUGGGAUGUGGAUUGAGGCAUCCGGACCGGGGUUCAAAA